Vavraia culicis subsp. floridensis is the source of this 785-nucleotide messenger RNA. RefSeq lists its product as uncharacterized. The record is from RefSeq and is a predicted model, not a curated record. The transcript has a single exon. The annotation marks the transcript as partial. NCBI's taxonomy places the organism in Eukaryota, Fungi, Microsporidia, Pleistophoridae.
GAAGAAAGAGUAAGAAAGGCUGAAGAAGAAAGGGUAAGAAAGGCUGAGGAAGAAAGAGCAAGGAUGGAAGCGGUGAGACAUGCCGAGGAAGAAAGGGUAAGAAAGGCUGAGGAUGAAAGAGUAAGAAAGGCUGAGGAUGAAAGAGCAAGGAUGAAAGCUGAUAUGGAGUUUGUGAGAAAUGUGGCCAAAGAGGUUUCGAAUGAAAUAGAAGCCAAAUUAGAUGGUGCAAUUAAGGAGGCAAUACCUGCUAAAAUAGCUGAAUUGAUUGAUGAGGAGCUAGUGAAACGUACGGCUGAUAAAAUAGGACGUGAGGAGUUAUCUAGAUUUACUGAUUCGGAACUAUAUGAGCUAGUAGUUGAGGAGAUACUGCGUGGGGAACCAAACGAAAAUAACGAACUAAAAAAUGCACAGGAUGAAAUGAAAAAAUUGGAUGAGCCGACAAACCCAGAUUUGGGGGGAGCUGAAGGUGGGCGGAGUAGCGAAGAGUUAGAAAAAGAGCAGGCGGAAAAGGAGCUGACUAAACUUUUUGAACAAAAGGAAUCAGGACAGGAUUUGUUAAAUGAUGAAUCGAUCGUGGAUGUGUUUAAGAAAUUAAUGCACAAUACUAUUGUUAGCUCAGGUGACGAAAGUGAUGGUUGAGAUAGGUACAUAUGAGUGGGAGUAGGUGGGAGGUGUAUGGAUGGCUGCUGAAAUAAAGGGUGCGUGAGGGUAUCGAAAUGAAAACAUGGCAAACUGGUUUAGGUUGACAUAAGACAGUCAUGCUUUAUUAAAGUUAUUUACGGAAA